AUGUUUCGCCCCCAUCCUCUGAGGCAGUCGCAUACCCUCGAGGUGCCUCCCGACAGCAACAUUUCUCGCCAACUCUCCACCACGUCGUCCUCUGCCUCAUCUGGCUACUCCUACGCCUCCGACCAGACCCAGAAUACUCAAUACUCGUCGCUCUCGAGCGGCUACUCACCUCCCAAGCCAACUACCCCCACGCAUACCCAUAGACGCGGCCAAAGCGAUGUUAUUGCCCGCGCUCGACUCUUCGAAUCCGGCGAAAUGAACGGCUCAACUAGGGAUGCGGCGUCGACUCGCCCUUCACUUCGCCAGUUGCCUCAAGCCCCAGCUGCCUCUCUCCCCCGGCCAUCCCCAUCGCCAGAGCAAAAGCUGCGCCACCUCCGCGGCCAGAGCGUCGACAUGUCCAAGUUGUCUAUUUCCCAGCACGAUGGACCAGCUUCACCGGUAUCACCUCCUCGCAUGUCAUCGAUGCGACCAAACUCGAUGUUACUGACUCGCUCCGACUCCAUUCUCCGUGGAGGUGGAGCUGCUAUCCCCAGCAGCAGUGCUCACAUUGGAGCACCGGAGCUCGAGCAGCUUGGCCGCUCGUCCACAACACAGUUGCGCACUCUUUCUAGGCUUGCUCAGUCCAAUACCGCCGAUGACUUUGUCAUUACCUCGCCCACGCAGGAAGUCGUCGGCCUCCGCGGCCGGCGCAAACUUCAGCGUGCUGAACAGCCAGCUGCUGGCAAAGCAACCAAGUCUAACGCAUACGGAUGGGAAGGCCGCAACUGGAUGGAUAAGCAGCGUCAGUUUCUGCAAGCCUACGAGUAUCUUUGCCACAUCGGCGAGGCACGCGAGUGGAUAGAGGAUGUUACCAACAAGACUCUGCCGCCCAUUGUCGAGCUUGAAGAGGCACUUCGCGACGGUGUCACACUCGCCGAAGUCGUCGAAGCCCUCAAUCCCGAAAGGCACUACCGCAUUUUCCGUCACCCGAAGCUUCAGUUCCGACACUCCGACAACAUUGCCAUCUUCUUUCGCUAUCUAGACCAGGUAGAGAUGCCCGACCUUUUCCGAUUCGAACUCAUUGAUCUCUACGAGAAGAAGAACAUCCCCAAAGUUAUAUACUGUAUCCACGCGCUCAGCUGGCUGCUGUUCCGAAAAGGCAUAGUAGACUUCCGCAUAGGCAACUUGGUCGGCCAGCUUGAGUUUGAGCACCAUGAACUUGAAGCAAUGCAGAAGGGACUGGAUAAGUUGGGUGCCAACAUGCCGAGCUUUGGUAACAUGGGUGCAGACUUUGGCGUCCCCGAACCCGAGCCACAAGAAACCGAAGAAGAGAGAAUCGACCGUGAAUUGGCUGAGCAGACCGCCCAAAUCACAGACUUGCAAGCUCAAAUACGUGGUGCCCUUGCAAGAUUACGUCUUGGCAACACCAUGCAACAUCUUUGGGACGGUGAACGCGCGCUCAUCGACCUGCAAGCAUGUAUUCGCGGCGACUUUACGAGACAAAUUAUGGGAUAUAGGCUCCAAAUGCGUCGCUCUUCAAUCAUGGUUCAGAGUGCUGCACGAGGAUUCCUCAUCCGAGAACGCAUGAAGAAUAACAACCGCUGCUGGAAGGCCAUCGAACCCGAUGUUCUGGCUCUCCAGAGCAUGAUCCGGGCUAACAAAGUCCGGAAUGAGGUACGAGAUGUAACUGGUGUUAUGUCGCGAUCCGAAGGAGCGGUUCGGGAGAUUCAGGCGAUGUCUAGAGGCUUCUUAAUUCGCAAAGACCUUAUUGUGCAGAAGCGCGAGACAAAGCAAGCCUCUGGAGAUGUCCUCAAGCUGCAGGCACUUGCACGCGGAACGCUUCUAAGAGGCCAACUCGACGCUCAACGACAUCUCUUAGAAAGCUUUGACGGAGCAACUGUGCAACUGCAGGCGGCAGCUAGGGCUGUGCUGACCAGGAAUCAGAUUUCUCGCCAACGGGAUGCAAUGGAAUCAUUCACAUCUCCAUUGACUAUGCUUCAAAGUCUGGCCAGAGGAAAGGCAGCGAGGGCCAAGCAUCUUGGCACACAGAUUGAAGUCAAGCGCCACUCGCUCGACAUUGGCAAACUUCAGGCCGCUAUCCGUGCAGCAGCCGUUCGAUGCGAGAUAGCAAGUCAGCUGGAUAGCCUCCACCUUAACGAGCCGGGCACCGUCGAAUUACAAUCCCGUAUUAGAGGCAUGUUUGAGAGACGAAGUGUCGCUGCUCUUCAAAAGAAGCUGGACCGCGAAAACCCGAUAGUUACGAGUUUGCAGAGUCGCAUACGCGGAUUCAACUACCGUCGACAGCACCAAACUCUCAUGAAAGCACUGGCUUCUCACAACGCUCAGACAGCUGCUUUCCAGGCUAUCCUCAAAGCAAUGAUGGAGCGUGCCCGUGUUGAUGACCUGCUGACUGAGCUUUUCGAAGAGGAAGAGUCCGUUGUUGAGCUCCAAUCCGCCGUCAGAGCCUUUCUCGUUCGUGCUCGCUUCGAAGAGAAGAAGCGCUACUUUAACGAGAACAUGCAAAAGGUCAUCAAGAUUCAGAGCUUUGUCCGCGCCAAGGUACAGGGCGAGGCUUACAGGAGCCUAACGACGGGAAAGAACCCACCGGUCAAUGCCGUCAAGAACUUUGUUCACUUGCUUAAUGACAGUGACUUUGAUUUCAACGAAGAAGUGGAAUUUGAACGCAUGCGCAAGACUGUGGUGCAGCAAGUGCGCCAAAACGAAAUGUUGGAGCAGUACAUCGACCAGCUCGACAUCAAGAUCGCUCUCUUGGUAAAGAACAAGAUCACUCUGGACGAAGUCGUUUCACACCAGCACAACUACGGCGGCGGCUCAUCUAUGGGAAUGUUGGCCAACUCGUCCAUCUCUUCAUCCAACCAAUUCGACCUCAAGGCUCUAAACAAGGGCUCACGAAAGAAGCUCGAAUCCUACCAGCAGCUGUUCUUCUGCCUCCAGACUCAAUCCCAAUAUCUGGCCCGUCUCUUCAAGCACCUUCGCGAGCAAGGCACACCCGACAACGAAAGCAAGCGGAUUGAACUUCUGGUCAUGGCUAUGUUUGGUUAUGCGCAGAAGCGUCGUGAAGAGUACUAUCUGCUCAAGCUCAUUGCUCGUUCCAUACGUGAAGAAAUUGAAGGCAAUCGCAGCAUCCAGGAAUACCAGCGCGGUACAUUCUUCUGGUCCAAGCUUUUGGCUAACUAUACGCGAUCGCCACGAGACCGCAAGUUCUUGCGAGGUCUUCUUGGGCCACUGGUACGCGACAACAUUGUGGAGGAUCCUGUGCUGGACUUGGAGAGUGAUCCGAUGCAAAUUUAUCGAGCUGCCAUCAAUAACGAAGAGCUGCGCACGGGUCGUCCGGACGGCAGGCCGCUGGACGUCCCACGCGAGGUUGCGAUCCGCGAUCCGGAAACUCGCCGACUCUUCAUUGAUCAUCUCCGAGAUCUAAGAGAAAUCUGUGAUCAAUUCUUCCUCGCGAUGGAGGAUCACGUCUUCAAGACUCCCUAUGGUCUUCGAUUUCUCUGCCGGCAGAUGUUUGAGUCUCUGCGUCAGCACUUCAACCGCGACUCACCCGACAUUCUUCUCCAACAUGUGACAAAUUGGUACUGGAAGUUCUAUCUCCAGCCGGCUAUUGUUUCGCCGGAGAAUGUUGGCGUUAUUGAGAAGACGUUGAGCCCCCUCCAGAAGCGCAACCUCGGCGAGGUGGCGAAGGUUAUUGGCCAAAUUGCUUCUGGCCGACCAUUUGGUGGUGAGAACGUCUACUUGCAGCCUCUGAAUGCCUUUGUAGCCGAAUCCAUUGAACGCCUGCGUCACAUCAUGAGCGAGCUCAUCUCUGUGCCGGAUGCUGAGAGCACCUUCGACAUUGACGAAUUCAACGACCUCUACGCCAAGAACAAACCAACUCUUUACAUCAAAAUGGCUGAUGUAUUCGCCAUUCACAACCUUAUUGUUUCACAACUUCCGUUUAUGUGCCCCUCGAGAGACGACGUGCUGCGCGAGAUCAUCCAGGACCUGGGUAGCGCCAAGACGAAUGAGAGCGAGAUGAGCGCCGCUGGGUCGUCCGAUAUUCAAAUGUUCUUAACACCCAGGUUGCACAACGUUGAAGACCCAGAUGCCGAGGUCAAAGCUCUGUUUAUGGAAACGAAGCGCUGUGUGCUGUACAUUAUUCGUGUACAGACUGGCGUGAAUCUUUUGGAGAUUCUCGUCAAACCCAUUACAGAGGAGGAUGACGCCAAAUGGGCCUCACUGCUUCAAGAAGAUUUUGCUUCGAAUGGAAGCCACGGCGCGUACGCUGAUUCCAACAUGGUUGACGUGACGCGCAUGUCGUAUCACGAACUCAAACGCACAGCUCUUGAAAACGUGAUGCACCUCGAACAGAUGGGCAGAAUAUCCAAGCACAACAACUACCAAGACAUUCUCAAUGCCAUUGCUAGCGACAUCCGUUCCAAGAGCCGACGCCGAGUCCAAAGGCAACGCGAGCUUGAGGGUGUCAACUUGACGUUGGGCAAUCUCCACGAGAAAGCCAAAUAUCUGGAGCAACAAAGAAAGAGCUAUGACGAUUACAUUGAGCAGGCCAUGAUGACCCUACAAAACAAGAAGGGCAAAAAACGAUUCCUUAUGCCAUUCACCAAGCAGUACAACCAUCAGCGCGAACUAGAACGCAGCGGCAAGGUGCCGAAGUUUGGCAGCUACAUGUACAGCGCGCGGACGCUCUCAGACAAGGGUGUGCUCGUGACGUGGAAGGGCAUGUCGGACUGGGACAAGAUCAAUGUGACUAUUUCCUGCGAUCAGGUGGGCGUGUUCGUCAUUGAGGGCACGCGCGGUCAUAUCCAGAUGCCCGGAGCCAGUGCCGUUGUCAGCAUUGAAGAUUUGCUGCAGGCGCAGUUUGAGGCCCAUCAGUUUAUGCACCUCUUCGAGGGCAACCUCAAGCUCAACGUCAAUCUCUUGCUGCACCUGGUGUACAAGAAGUUUUACCGAACUCAGUAA
Molecule: messenger RNA, 4959 nt
Organism: Cordyceps fumosorosea ARSEF 2679
Lineage: Eukaryota; Fungi; Ascomycota; Sordariomycetes; Hypocreales; Cordycipitaceae
Product: ras GTPase activating protein
Exons: 2
Coding region: 1-4959 (1652 amino acids)
Biological process (GO): regulation of actin cytoskeleton organization; regulation of GTPase activity
Cellular component (GO): cytoplasm
Molecular function (GO): GTPase activator activity; protein binding
Source: RefSeq, a predicted model, not a curated record